Molecule: messenger RNA, 5601 nt
Organism: Durusdinium trenchii
Lineage: Eukaryota; Dinophyceae; Suessiales; Symbiodiniaceae
Source: the annotation of a GenBank genome assembly
AUGUCAUCCUAUUUCAUGUUCCAACGACGGCCUGGAGAAAGCAUUGCACAAUUCCUUGUGAGGGAAACAUUAGGUUUUGAGGAACUCCAGGAGGCCUUGCUACAACUCAAAGAGGAGAAAGACGGAGUCUCCCCUGCAGAUCGUUUGUUUGAGUUGCCUGAGAUCACCACCUCCGAGACCUCAGACAAGGGUGAACGCUAUUACUACCCUUGGCAUCGAGAUCAACGCUGGCGUGAUUGGGAGGAAACCCCUUUUGAAGAGCAGGUUGAGCAAACAGUUGAUGCCCCCGAGGGUUAUGCAGCAGUUCCCCAAACAUCCGAUGCAGGUGAUGAAGCAGCUCCUCACUCACCGGCGGGGUCGCCGAACCGGACUCGUCAAACACAGAGGAGCCCUUCCCGCAAGACAGAGCAACAGAGGAUGAUUGAUGGUUUGGGUCCUAUGGAUUCUUUUAUAUUAGAUGUUUUGCGUGGCUGGAGACUACUUGUUGCAGCAAGCCUUACAAAUGAUGAAUGGAGAGACAUCCUAGCUAGCACUGGCAACAAGCUCGAUUACCCGGCCAUCGCUGAGGCUCUUCAGACCCUAUGGGAUGAGCAGCUCAAUCAUCAUCAUGGAGCAUCUAAAGGUACAGUGUUGCAACAACAUUGGGUUGAGACCGCAGAUCCUUGGUACAAUGCUGCGUGGCACGAGUCUUCGUGGGACACUGAGGAUUGGCAUGAGUCGGAUUGGCACUCCAUGGACCAAUUUGGUGCGUGGCCUCAAGCUGUCAACGACCCAGUGGAUAACACUGCAACCACUGAUGAUGAUCCUGAACUCCAAGAAGCUUUGGAGGCUGAGAAGGCCGCAGAGGCCUUGGCAGUUGAAGCUCGUCGAACCUGGUCGCAAGCUCAGCAGGCUACAACAGCCCUUCGACGUGACCGUGGUUUUGGACAGUUUGCUGGAACCUCAUCCUCCAAAGGUGGCAAGGGAAACAUUCGUUGUCACAUUUGUUCAGGUCCUCAUUUUGCUCGUGAUUGUCCUGACCGUCAACAUCCACAGUACCGCAAGGGUGGUGGAAAGCAGUUGAGUCCAGCUGAGCUGGACGCCUACCUCUUCAAGGGCAAGGGGAAAGGCAUGCGAAAAGGGAAGGAUCAAAUGAUGUCCUCAUGGGACGAUUCCUACAUGGCGCCUUGGGAUGUGAUGUACACCCAGAAGGGCAAGAACAAGAAUGCUGGCAAGGGCGGAAAGCUUCGUUCCACCGUCAAUGUCUAUGGCAUGGACUAUGGUGGGAUGGAUUUUAGCAUGAUGGAGCUCCACACGCUUGAGUUCCAUGAGACGAUGGAAGCAGCUCCAGAGACCUUCACCGCUGGCAUGCAGCUACAGGUUGGAGGACCCAGUGGUGAUUGGUUUGAACUUGCUGUCAACGAGAGUGAUUCUUGUCAUGUCUCAGCAGUUGAUGUCCAUGUCACCAAGCAGAGCACUUCCAUGAGCACUGGUUUUGAGCUUUUGUUUCAACGCCGGAAGCUUUUGAAUGAGCAGUCGCAUUCCGCAGCUUUGGGCUGUCCAGUUGGCUCAACCUCACUGACGGGGUACAAGACCGCGACCCCACUGGAUCCAGAACGUCGUCAGGGUCACGACUUGAAGGAUCCUCGAGCUCAGCCAUCAUGCUGGCCGUGUCUCGGCAAGCACGUGCCCUCAGUGACUGGAAGCAACGCUCAUGGUUCAUGGGCCAAGUGCACCGUGUGUGCUCUCCGCGUGGAGUACAUUCCUCGUCAGGGGUCUCCGGCCAGCUCCGUGGUUCACAAGGAUCACACCUUUGUGGACAAGGCUCUGAGCAUGAUCCAGGAGGGCAUUCCGAAGGGUACUCUUCCGGACUACGAGAUGGUGGAGAAGACCUACGACUAUGUGGAAGCAAUGGACAAGAUUCGUGCCAUGAAGGCCAAGAUCUCCACCAUGGAAGCCGAAGCCCAGGGAAUGUUGAACAGCCUCGAGAUCAUGUACACCGGCUCCAAGAAGAAGACCACAAAGGCCACGGAGGCCGAGAGAAUUCUGGCUCAUUUGACGCCGGAGGAGUGGACCCACGUCAGCAAUCUGGCAUCGCAACGACAAGCCGGACAGAGCUCGACAUCGGAGAUGAUUCCCUUCAGCCCCAGCUCGGACGUGGAAGUGGAGGAGAUCACACCGGCGAAGGCCAAGAAUGAGACACUCGGCACCACCGUGCCGGAGCUGCAGAUUGAACAGUUCGCGAAAAAGGUUCAGUUCUCUGACGCUCCACCGGAGGUGCAUCAAUUCGUUGACACCACAGCUGAGACAGCUUCUGAGGUUCCCGAUCAGGAGUACACUUGUGAGACUGUGGAGUUUGAGCUUUUGAAGAUCGAUGAGGGCAAGUCCAACAAGUCCUCACGCCGUGGCAAGUCUCGUCGAGCUGCCAAGCAUGAGAUGGAAGAGCAGCUCUCUUCAGCACCGUCCCGUUCAUCUGGACUCUCCGUGCUCCCUUGGAGAAUUUGCCAGGCCGUGAUGGCCUUGAGUAGCAUCCUCCUUUUGGUGGCCCAGAAUGACCUGAGCACUUUGCUUCGUGGCCACCAGCAAGUCGAUGUCUGGGAGAUCUUUUGCGCUCCCGAUUCUUGGUUGAGCUCGGCCUGUCACUCGGAAGGACUGACUGCCUCCCGCAUCAAUCUCCACCAGAACUUCGACAUGUACCGUGCCGACACCUAUGAUGAGCUUUGGGACAAGUUCAAAAGAGAACGGCCUCGAGAAGAGCAGAUCCAUUCACUUCAGCUCGAAGCAAUGCCUCAAGAGCUGGAGGAUGAUGAUGAGCCCAACGCAGAACUUCGCAAACAGUGGGACAUCCAGCUGCUCAAGUACCACAAGGCAGCCGGACAUCCCAACAACUACAACUUGGCCCGCAUCAUCCGAGAAGCUGGUCAACCCCGCUGGAAGGUUGAGGCAGCCUUGAAGCUGUCAUGUGAUGAUUGCAAAGCCUUGAAGAUGGGCGGCACUUCUAGUGGCAAGAUACCACCAGCUUCCAUGCGGCCGCUUCCAAAGGCUUGGGAAAUGGUGGGAAUGGAUACUACAGAGUGGACUCCACCAAACAGCAAGGUGAAGUACAAGCUUUUGGUUCUGAUGGACUUUGCCACUCACUUCAAAGCUGGCAAGAUCCUACGCUCCAUGGAUCUCUACAAGCAGGAGAAUGAGAACACCACUGAGAUCCUCGAGGGCAUCUUUGACCUCUGGCUUGCUUCCAAGCCUAAGAUGACCAUUCUGGUCCCUGACAACGCGAAGUCUAUGGUCAGUGCCCAAGCUCGAACCACCCUCUCCGACCUCAACAUUCAGAUUGAAGUACCUCCAGCAAAAGAAAGCUGGAGCCAUGGCUUGAUGGAAAGAGCCGUCCAAGAGGUCAAGACCGUGGCCUCCAAGACUGCGCUCUCCUUUCCGGCGCUCUCUGCAAAGACCAUCUUGGCUCUCUCCAUCAACUCCCUCAAUGCCACAGAGGUCGUGCAGGGGUACACUCCUCAUCAGUGGGUGUAUGGGAAGCAGUUUAGCUUCUCAGAAGAAGAUGAGAGAUCCAUGCAGCAGAUUCUUCCUGAUGUCUCAGGCACUGACUUCAUCUCCCUGCUCUCCAAUCGACAACAAGCAGAGGAGAUUGCGAGAAAGGAUCAAAGGCCUCCAGAGAAGCGACAUCGUAUGAAGAGCCCAUGGUCACCACUUCAUGGACCACAACCUCCACCGGCUGUGCCAUCUCUGGAGUAUACUCCCUCAGAAGCACCUCUCAAUGAGUAUGAGGAUCAGCCAACUCACGCUGAACCAGAUGACACUGAGGAAGUGACCGGCACUGGCAUUGGCAGUGGCAUCCCAACCUUGGGUGAACGCUUCACCAACCUCUCGGACAACAAGCCCUUGAUCUCCUUGUCCUCCGACAGUUCCAAAGCAAGUGCUUCAGCAGCUGAGCCUGACUCCAAGAAGGCUCGCCUGGACUCCGAUGCCCUGAUCUUCCACGCCUUAGAGAUGUGCGAAGAAGGUUGGAUCUUGGACAUUGAGUUGGACUUCAAGUCCCAAAGAGAGAAGGAGCGUUUCAUCAAGCACCCUUCACUGUUCUUAGCUCAGAAGCUCCGUGACUGUGAGGUCAGAUUGGAAAAGCUUUCGCCCGCACAUCGUGAACUUUUUGUUCGUGCCAAGUCAAAGGAGGUCAACAGCUUCCUGACCAAUGUGGCUGUCCGUCGUUGCCUGGACAGUCACGAAGAGCAUGAAGCUUGGGACUCUGGGCGCAUCAUGCGCUGCAGGUGGGUUCUCACAUGGAAGCCCACUCCGGAGGAGAGCAUGGAAGAAGCUCUUCAAGAAGUGGCAUCCAAGCCUGAUUCCACGACCCUGACAUCCGAUGGCAAGAAGAAGGCCAAGGCAAGAAUUGUUUUGCUUGGUUUUGAACAUCCUGAUCUACUUCAUGAAAGCCAUCGUACUUCCUCACCAGUGCAAGCAGUUCUCACUCGCAACUUGUCUUAUCAGCUGGUGAUGGAAGAGGGUUGGGACAUUGAAGGCAUUGACAUGAGCACCGCCUUUUUGCAAACACUCCCCACUGAAGAGUCCAAGCGCCUGUGGACAACCGGUGUCAAGGAGCUCAGGGACGCUCUCCAGAUUCCCGAGCAUGGUGUGAUGCGCAUUUUGAAGAACUUCUACGGAAGCACCACGGCUCCUAGGAACCUGUGGGAGAAUGUUGACAAGAGCCUCCGUGACUUGGGAGCUGUGUCCAUUCAGGGCGAUGCCUGUUUCUGGAUUUGGUUUGUGGACAAUGAAGCCUACAACCCUGUCACGGAUCCUGAGCACUUCAAGCUGCGACCCCUCGGUUUCAUGGCUGGACAUGUGGAUGAUUUUCACCGUGCUGGCGAUGUCAAGGACAGUCGUUGGACACAGAUAAAAGCAGCCAUUGACAAACAAUAUCGUUGGGGCACAGCAAAGCAGAACAGCUACCGCCAUGCAGGUACAGAUUUGUCCAUGCAGAAGGACGCUAAGUUUGGGAGAUGUCUUGUGGUGGAUCAACAGUUUUACAUUGAAAUGUUGCAGGACGAGAUUGCGGCCUGUCGGACAUCACUUGGUGCCUUGCAGUGGUUGGCGGUCCAGUCACAACCGCUCAUCACUGCUCGCUGCAAUUUGCUCAUUACUGAGCUUUCCACGGAUCCCAAGAUCCAGAUUGCCCAGGAGCUACAAGAGAUGAUUCGGGAGCUGCGCAAAGAAGGGUCAACAUUGAAGUUUUUCAAGUUGCCUGGCGUUCGUCGUUGGACGGAUUUGUGUGUGGUUGGCCUGGGGGACCAGGCACACAACAACAGACCCCGUGGAGGGUCGACGGGAGGCAUGACAGUUUUCCUGUCAGGCCCUGACGCUCUCAAGGGCGUCCCAACACCAAUGUGUUUGGUGGCUUGGCGCAGCUGGAAGCUGAAACGGGUGGCGAUCGGCACCAACGAUGCCGAAAUGCAGGCGAUUGUUGAAACAGAGGAUGUGGUCUAUAGAACCAGACUGCUAUGGGCAGGCAUGCACGGCACCGGCUCCAUCUUCAAGGGCCGGGAUUUGCUGAGUCUCGCGGACUCUCAGGUGACGCGCUCACGAAAAAGAAAGGAGACUGCAGAGACAGCCUGA